GUUCUGUUGGAUGCAAAAACUUUAUAUAAUUGAAACCCAGCUCGUUGUCUUUAGGUGAACGACUGAAUUUAUCCAGGUGAGAAAAAAAAACAGAUUGCAUCGAAAGAUGUUUCGCGUUUCUUCCUUUAUUCUGUUUUUCUUCCCAUCCACUUUGCUCUACUUGUAUCAAAUGUGUGUUCCCUCUGCCACGAUUGAUUUAAGUUCCCAAGCGAACAUUGACCAAGUCAAGACAACUCAUCUUCACUUAAACUGGAAUGUCGACUUCAAGUCUCAAAUUCUUUACGGUAGUGUCGUAUUGGAUUUAGUUACCUCUGUGGAGAAUGUCAAUAAAGUGGUAUUAGACACCAGUUAUUUGGAUAUUCAGUCCGUUACUUUAGGUGAAAAGGAGAGUCUGAAGUACCAAGUGGCCGAGAGAUAUGCUGACUUGGGUUCUGCUUUAACCAUCGAUGUCCCCGUUAUUGAAAAAACAGGUACACAGUUCCAAUUGACAAUUCAAUACGCUACCACAGAAAAAUGUACUGCCGUUCAAUUCUUGACACCUGAACAAACUCUUGGUGGAAAGCAUCCCUACUUAUUCUCUCAAAGUGAGCCUAUCCACGGUCGUGCUAUGAUUCCUUGUCAAGAUUCACCUAGUGUCAAAGUUACCUACUCUGCCUCAGUUAAAUCUGAUCUUCCUGUUGUCAUGUCUGCCCUCCAAACAGGUAUUGAUGAUGAGCAUGAUGGAACCAAAACCUAUCAUUUCCGUCAAAACACCACCAUUCCCUCUUACUUGAUUGCAAUUGCAGUGGGUAAUUUGGUAGGCCGUGAAAUCGGUCCCCGUUCCAGUGUCUGGUGUGAACCUGAAAUGAUUGAUGCUGCUGCGUGGGAAUUCGCUGAUACCGAAUUGUUCGUUGCCACAGGCGAGGAUCUUUUAACUCCUUAUGAAUGGGGUCGUUAUGAUCUAUUGGUCCUCCCUCCUUCUUUCCCUUACGGUGGUAUGGAGAACCCUUGCCUCACAUUUGUUACACCAACCUUGUUGGCCGGUGAUAAGAGUGCUGUCAAUGUAAUUGCGCAUGAAAUCUCUCAUAGUUGGAUGGGCAAUUUGGUUACCACUAAUUCUUGGAAACAUUAUUGGUUGAAUGAAGGUUGGACUGUAUUUAUUGAACGUAAAAUUCUUGGUCGUCUUCACGGUGAAGCUACUCGACAAUUCGAGGCUUUGAGUGGCCUCAAAUCUUUGCAAGAAAGUGUUGAUUUAUUCGGUCCUGAUUCAUUAAAGACUGUAUUAAACCCUGAUCUUCGUGGCGGUGCUAAUCCCGACGAUUUUUUCUCCAAGGUCCCUUAUGAAAAGGGUUUCAACUUCUUGUAUCAUAUUGAAAAGGUGGUCGGCGGACCCUCUAUUUUCGAGCCUUAUAUGAAGGCUUAUGUAAAGCACUUUGCCUCUACUUCCAUCUCUACCCAAGAUUGGCAAGAGUUUUUAUUCGCCUACAUGGAAGAGACUCAUGGUCCAUCCAUGGUCGAAAAAUUAAAUACAAUUGAUUUUGACGCCUGGAUUAACAAGCCCGGUAUGCCUCCUGUGGACCCCCAAUUCGAUACUUCACUUGCCGAUGCCUGUUAUGACCUUGCUAAGCGUUGGGACGAAGCACGCGAUGCAGAUCUGAGCCAAUUCUCUCCCAAGGAUAUCGAGGACUUUUCUGCCAGCCAAAAGAUCGUGUUCUUGGAACGUUUGACAGAUGCCAAACCUUUGCCUCACGCUUUGAUUAUCAAGAUGGAUGAAUUGUAUAACUUGACAAGCAACCAUAACGCGGAUUUACGUCUUCGCUGGCAACAAAUCUGUUUGAUGUCCAGUUACGAACCCAUCUAUCCCGAGGUUGUCAAGUUUGUGACAGAACAAGGCCGUAUGAAGUUUGUGCGUCCCUUGUAUCGUCUUCUUCAUGAAGCGGAUAACGGAGCACAAUUAGCUGUGGAUACUUAUUUAGCACACAAGUCCUUUUAUCAUCCUAUUGCCGCACAAUUGAUCGAAAAAGACAUCGGUCUCGUUAAAUCUUUAUAAAUGACAAUAAAAAAAAUUUGUUUUAGAAGUA
This is a messenger RNA of Mucor mucedo, 2060 nucleotides long. RefSeq names its product peptidase family M1-domain-containing protein. The transcript has 7 exons. Gene Ontology annotation, biological process: proteolysis. The record is from RefSeq and is a predicted model, not a curated record. Gene Ontology annotation, molecular function: epoxide hydrolase activity; zinc ion binding; metallopeptidase activity. NCBI's taxonomy places the organism in Eukaryota, Fungi, Mucoromycota, Mucoromycetes, Mucorales, Mucoraceae. Gene Ontology annotation, cellular component: cytosol. The coding region runs from base 107 to 2029 and encodes 640 amino acids.